CUGAAGUUGAAUCAUGGAAAAGGCUCUUAUUGAGGUGGACGAGAUAAAGGGAUGGAACUUGAAGAAAGAUGGAAGCCAAGUAGAUUUGAUACAAUCUGUAAUUCAAAUUGUGUUGACUAAGCUGAACAUCUGUCAUAAAAAAAAUGUGACCGAACAUCUAAUUGGAGUUGAAGAUCGUGUGGAAGCCAUGAUCAAAAUGUUGCAUGUGGAAAAUGAUAGCGUACAAUUCCUUGGAAUCCACGGAAUGGGCGGGAUUGGUAAAACAACACUUGCCAAGAUCAUCUUCAACCAACUAUCUUCUCACUUCCGAGGCUGCAAUUUCCUUUCAGAUGUCGGAGAGUCAUCACGACGCCAUGGUCUGGUACAUUUGCAAAAACAAUUAUUAUCCAAGUUCCUCGAUUCUCAUUCUAUCCUCGACCAAAUUAAUGACGUGGAUGAUGGGGUCAACAUGAUAAAGAGAGUACUUUGCAAUAAAAAAGUUCUCAUUAUAUUUGAUGACGUAGAUGAGAAAGAGCAACUUAGAAGUCUAGCGGAAAAAGGUAAUUGGUUUGGUUCCGGUAGUAGGAUUAUCAUAACUACUAGGGACCAGAGUGUCCUAAUGAUUGAUGGAGAAGUGACAGGUGAAGGCCCUAUAAAAAAGUCUACAAAUGCUUCAACUUAUGAAGUAUGUGCAAUGGAAUUUGAUCAUGCUCUUAAGCUUUUUAGCAGGCAUGCCUUUAGAAGAGACUCUCCACCGGAUCAUUAUAUCUCCCUUUCAAAAAAAGUAGUCUCUACUUUGGGAAAGCUUCCUUUAGCUCUUGAGAUUACAGGUUCAUCUCUUAAUGGUAAAUCCAAAGCAAUAUGGGAAGACACAUUGAAGAAGCUAAAAGAAGCCCCUUCCAUGGGAGUCCAAAGAAAAUUGAUGAUAUCUUAUGAAAGGUUAGAUCAUGCACAAAAGCAAGUAUUUCUGGAUAUAGCUUGUUUUUUUGUCGAUCGGGACAAAACAUACCCUUUGUACAUGUGGGAUGACUGUGGAUACCACCCACACGAUGCCCUUGAAGUCCUCUUUCUCAUGUCCUUGAUAAAAACCAAGGACAACAAUACUUUCUGGAUGCAUGAUCAAGUGCGGGACCUUGGAAGGGAAAUCGUCCGUCAAGAGAAUUUCAAACAUCCCAGCGAACGUAGCAGAGUGUGGAACCGUGAGGAAGCGCUAGACAUUCUGAAGUUGAAAGAGGAAAGUAGGAAAAUAGAAGCACCUUUGUCAACGGGACCUCAAUAUCCUUUCUUUCAUCAAGACAUUCUGACGCAUGAUGGAUUUGCCGAUUUACGAUACCUGAGGUUCUUUCAAGGGGAAGAGGUGUCCCUUGUUGGAGACUUCAAUAAUCUUCUCUCCAAUUUAAGAUGGCUUUCUUUACAUCACGGCAAUUCCAAGUUUGAGACAACGAACUUUCAUCCGGCUAAUUUAAUUGUUCUUAACCUUUCACUCAGCUGUAUUUCAGAGGAAUGGAUUGGUUGGGACCAAAUCAAAGUAUGAUACGAGUCUUGCUCCUAGCAUAAGCAUAUCAUUUCUUUUGUCUUGUUUUUUCCCCCUACAGGUUGUUUCUUAAUAUAUAUUUUAUCAAAUUGUUUUGUAGGAGGCCAGGAAACUAAAAGUACUAGAUCUUAGCUACUGUGCAUACUUAAAGAGAACACCUGAUUUAUCUUCAUGGGUAUACCUAGAGA
Molecule: messenger RNA, 1701 nt
Organism: Eucalyptus grandis
Lineage: Eukaryota; Viridiplantae; Streptophyta; Magnoliopsida; Myrtales; Myrtaceae
Product: disease resistance protein RPV1-like
Exons: 3
Coding region: 14-1513 (499 amino acids)
Biological process (GO): defense response
Molecular function (GO): ADP binding
Source: RefSeq, a predicted model, not a curated record